AUGAAGAUCAGAAACGCUUGUGCUGUCCUGACUGCAGUGCUCCUGUUUAUACUUGAAGGAGCUACAGGAGCUCAAGAAUCCCCGAGUUUUUCAGACCCUGACCCAUGGCCGUGCAAUCCCAAGUGUGAUGGCAGAACUUACAACCCCUCUGAGGAGUGUUGUGAUCAUGACACCAUCCUGCCCCGUACGAAGACGAACCUCUGUGGCCAUAACUGCACUUAUAGGCCCUGCUUUGAGCUCUGCUGUCCUGAGUCCUAUAGCCCCAAGAAGAAAUUUAUUGUCAAGCUGAAAGUUCAGGGAGAGAGAGCCCAUUGCAGUUCAUCCCCUAUCUCCAGGCACUGUGAAAGCAAAAAGAUUUUGCACAGAGAAGAUAUUAAAGAAAACCUACUUUCUCUUUAG
Messenger RNA from Apodemus sylvaticus (European woodmouse), 399 nucleotides. Its product is annotated as insulin growth factor-like family member. Gene Ontology annotation, molecular function: signaling receptor binding. The transcript has 3 exons. The record is from RefSeq and is a predicted model, not a curated record. The coding region runs from base 1 to 399 and encodes 132 amino acids. NCBI's taxonomy places the organism in Eukaryota, Metazoa, Chordata, Mammalia, Rodentia, Muridae.